AGCAGCAAGUGUUGAUAAGCAACGGAUGAAAGAAAACAGCAACUGGCUAAGAUUGGUUUCUUAACUAAAUAUUGUGAAGUUGAAAUAUAAUACGAUCGACAUGAACGCUCCACCUUUGAAUAAAAUUCCUGGCACAUCACAAGCCAAGCAACAAAAUAGCAAAGACCUUAAAACACUGAGCUACCAUGAACUGCUCGAAAUUAAAGACAGGCAAAGCCAUCUUUUGGCGUCCAAAAAUCGAUUACAAAUGCUACCAGACAAGGGAAGGCGCAUACGGGAGUCGUACGAAAAAUUGCUGGCCGAGAUUCACAGUCGAGACGAAGUGGAGGCAACCGCCAAGCUUCUUGGCGAGCUGAACAUUGCGUCCAAGGGCAAAAUAACGCUAAACAAUCUGGAGUGGCAAGGUCGCACUUCUGAUCCCGACUCAAACGCGUCCGAUCUGUUGGACAGCGACGAUGAGCAGGAAAUGGAUCCGUUACGCGUUAUCGCCCAGGGCUCAUUACAUCAGCGUCAGGUUAAAAUCUUACCGCCGCACGCUACUCUUAUCACACACGAAGAUCUGGCCGAGAUUGAGUCAUUUAGGCUCGAUUCAUUGGAUUCGUUUAGGACCGAUCAGAGCGCAUCGAGUAGCUGCAGUGGACAGGCGGAUGGCAGCAAUGCGGUCGCAGCUGAAAUAAUCGAAAUUGAUGUUGUCACAUUGGUUGGCAAGCCCCCGGCAACGAUGCUGGAACAACAUGCAUUGUAUCUCAUUGAGAAAACCGAAUUGCAAGCAACGGCUACAGAGCGAGAAAAAUUCAAACCAUUUCGAACAACAGUGUCCAAUGUGCACGAUCCUGCCAAGGAGCGUACGCGUAAAAAGGGCAAGCAUUGGGAAAACACAGCCGCAACGCCGCCACUCAUACAACACAAGCAGAUUCAGCUGGUACCGCUGGCUGAAUCAACUAGCCUGCAGCUCGACUACAUGCAGCGAGUGAAGGAGUUACGCAUUAAGCAGGCGGAGCAGCGAUUAGCUCGACAAACGGGCAUGCGCCUGCCUGAGGACUUCGUACUGAAGAGCAAGGCUUCAUUUCAAAAGUAUCGCAAUCCACAGGUGGAUUAUCUAAUUGAGGGCAAGCGAAGUGCCAGCGAAGAUAGUGAAGUCAUUGAUCCGACGAUAGCCCAGAAAAUCACCACUGGAAUUAGCUAUUCAGUUUAUGAGUGAUAUUUAUUCAAUUUUGAAGCCAAUCAGCAAUUAAACUACACAAAUUUAAAUUAAAAAUAAUGCUACAUUUA
Molecule: messenger RNA, 1272 nt
Organism: Drosophila grimshawi
Lineage: Eukaryota; Metazoa; Arthropoda; Insecta; Diptera; Drosophilidae
Gene: Polr2M
Exons: 3
Coding region: 101-1201 (366 amino acids)
Biological process (GO): transcription elongation by RNA polymerase II
Cellular component (GO): nucleus
Molecular function (GO): transcription elongation factor activity
Source: RefSeq, a predicted model, not a curated record